Messenger RNA from Meloidogyne enterolobii, 297 nucleotides. The record is from the annotation of a GenBank genome assembly. Lineage: Eukaryota; Metazoa; Nematoda; Chromadorea; Rhabditida; Meloidogynidae.
UUUCUAAAAUUAAAUUCAGAAAUGCUUGGCUUACUAAAAACACCGAAAUUUCUUUAUAUUAUUCUUCUAAUGGAACUUUUACUUAUUAAAUCAAAUAUGUCAUUUAUUUAUCCAAAUCAGAAUGCUUUAAUAAACAACGAGAAUAAAAUUGAUUCUCAAAUUGAGAAGACAAGAGUACGACGUGGAUAUUUGAAAGCAGCUGCAGUUGGAGCUGCAAUGGGAGCUGCUGCAUUUGCUGUUAAGAAAACAUUUUUUAAAAAUAAGAAUAAAAAUAAAUAUUACAAUAAUGGGAAAUGA